AUGAAAUCGACUGUAACCAUUUCACCGAAGACUUCCACGACCCAAUCAACUCCCCCUUCUCCUCCCCCACCGUCAGCCCAACAAACACCGGCUGCCCCAACAUCCACCUCCCUCCGCCUCCUCCACCUCCUCAUCGCCGCCGCCGAAUCCCUCACCGGCUCCCUCCAAUCCUCUGAUCUCACCGAAGUAAUAUUGGCUCGGCUCAAGGAACUCCUUUCCUGCGGCUGCUCAAGCAGUAUCGAUCGCCUUGCCGCACAUUUCACCGAUGCCCUCCACUCUCUCCUUCACGGCUCCGGCAACGCCGCCUCGCCGCCAAAAUUCUCUUUUGAAUACCUCGAAGCCUUCCAGCUCAUGCAAGACAUGUCGCCCUACAUCAAAUUCGGCCACUUCACCGCAAACCAGGCGAUUCUCGAGGCCGUCGCCGGCGAGCGUCGCGUCCACAUAAUUGACUUCGACAUCACGGUCGGCGUCCAGUGGGCUUCCCUCAUGCAAGCCUUGGUGUCCGUCAGCAACGGCUGGCACCCACCCCACCUUAAAAUCACGGCGGUUGCACGUAACCGUAAGUCGGUGCAAGAGACAGGCCGGCGGUUGGCCGCUUACGCGGCGUCGAUCGGGCUCCCGUUUUCGUUCGCGCAGUGCAGGUUGGAUGAAGACGACCAGUUCCGUCCGACGGGAGUUAAGGUGGUGAGAGGUGAGGUGGUGGUGUUCAACUGCAUACUGCAGCCGGGCUCUACGGCCGGCGGUUUGUCUUUUUCGCCGGUGCUGCGGCGGCGGGGCUCUGCGGCCGGCGGUUUGUCUUUUAUCGCCGGUGCUGCGGCGAUGGGGGCUCGGGUGGUGACGAUUGUGGAAGAGGAGGGGGAGGCGGUUGGGUUUGAGGGGAGGUUUGUGGAGGAGAUGGUGAGGUAUUCGGCGAUUUGUGAUGCCAUGGAGGCGGGUUUUGGGGGACAGGAGAGGGCAAGGGAAGCGGUGGAGAGGGUGUUUUUGGGGCCGAGGAUUGCGGGGGCGGUGGGUAGGGCGUACAGGGGAACGGAGAGGUGGGAGAAGAUCGGGGAGAUGAUGGAGGCGGCGGAGUUUGGGAGGGUGGGGUUGAGUUUUUUCAAUAUUUGUCAAGCUCGGUUAUUGCUCAGUCUCUUCAAUGGAUACCAGCUUGAGGAAGAGGGUUGCAAUAAAAUUGUGUUGUGUUGGAAAACUUGCCGGCUGAUAUCAGCGUCUGUGUGGUCGGCUCCGCCGCUGGUUUCGCCGGAGGGGAGUUUACUUUAGCGGUUGUGGUGAACUCCUCUUUUCUCCGAUGUUCAAAACCUGGUUUUUCAAUCGCUGUGGUCAAAAUGACAUCUUUAAAUAACCUUACUGUACCAGGCUUAAUUAUGUGGUUUAAGAUA
Phalaenopsis equestris is the source of this 1379-nucleotide messenger RNA. RefSeq names its product nodulation-signaling pathway 2 protein-like. NCBI's taxonomy places the organism in Eukaryota, Viridiplantae, Streptophyta, Magnoliopsida, Asparagales, Orchidaceae. Gene Ontology annotation, cellular component: nucleus. Gene Ontology annotation, biological process: regulation of DNA-templated transcription. The record is from RefSeq and is a predicted model, not a curated record. Gene Ontology annotation, molecular function: DNA-binding transcription factor activity; sequence-specific DNA binding.